Molecule: messenger RNA, 2386 nt
Organism: Herpailurus yagouaroundi (jaguarundi)
Lineage: Eukaryota; Metazoa; Chordata; Mammalia; Carnivora; Felidae
Product: protocadherin beta-18-like
Exons: 1
Biological process (GO): homophilic cell-cell adhesion
Cellular component (GO): plasma membrane
Molecular function (GO): calcium ion binding
Source: RefSeq, a predicted model, not a curated record
CUAUUUUUAAAUGUGUAAUCACUUUUCUGCCUCCAUCUUUCAGGACAGGAACUAUGUCUGUCUGCUUACCACUGUAUCGCUAAUACUCACUGCUAUUCCUAGCACAAGUUAUAUGCUCAAUAAAUAUUUGCUCGACAAAGUAAUGAAUGGAUGAGUAAAAUAUUUAUAAUUAUGCCUCUGGAAGGCCUGGGUCUACAAAAUAGGUUUAUUUUCCACAACUAAACUUGGAUCUAGUUUGUUCAACUUUUUAAUGUCAGAAACUCGACAUAUCUUACUUUAUUAACUACUGUUGAGUAUUUACUUUCUACUGCUGACAGGUAAGUCUCCUACAGAGUAUCCCUAAGUAAAUAGUACCAUUUACCGAACCUGAAAUGCCCAGCCUCCCCAAAGCAACUAUUUGCAUGUAUCAGGUUCAGUUACAAAUGCAUGAUCUUAUUGUCUUUUCUAAGAGACUUUGCUGAUAGCUAAAGAAGACUAAAGCCUCUGGUUCCCCUUUCCUUUCCAAUUUUCCUGGGAACAUUCUGCUUACAAAAUCAAUUACAUGAAUCCACUUAACUAUUUGUAGUUAUUUUAUACAUUGUCUUCAAAGAGAGAUCAUAACUUACUUGAAUUGGGGGCUAUAUCUUACAUAUGAUUUUUGUAUUCACCCAGCUCUUAACAGAUUGUAGUUUAUUCUGUUAAAGACUGAAUAGUAAUAGCAUCGCAUAUCACAAAGAAUGCAACUCAGAAAAUAAGAAUAUAGGAGAAAGUGUAAUUUAAAUUAAUCAAUACAGAAGAUAAAUUAAUAUUUUGUCUCACACUUACUUGACUUUUUAAAACCUGAGAAUCUGCAGUCGCGUGGUGGCGCUGCAGGAUAAGAUGGGGACUUUUCUGUAUCAUCAAAUGCUCUGGUCUCCAUUAGUCAGUGGAACUGAGAGCACAGGAGAAGCAGGAAGGGGGAAAAGAGGAUUUCAAAAGAAAGCUAAGGAACCAACAACACCUUUGUGGCAGGAUUACAAAUCCACAGAUUACCAGUGGUCCAGGCUGAUAGAUAAGAGGAGCAAUUGAGGAGCUGUUUGCGACUGAGUUGAAACAUUUCUGCAAAAAGACAUUUGGCUAAGGAGCCAUGGAGUCAGGAGAGAGGUGCCCUCAGCAGAUAAGGCAAGUGCUGCUUUUCUUUGUUUUCCUGGGAGGGUCUUUGGUGUGUUCAGAGCCCUGGCGCUAUUCUGUAUCAGAGGAAAUGGAAAUUGGCUCCUUUAUAGCCAAUGUGGUGAAAGAUACAGGUUUGGGUGUUGAAGACUUGGUUGCACGGGGGGCAAGAGUCAUCUUUGAUGACCAUAAACCAUAUUUACAGUUGGAUCAGCAGACUGGCAACUUGCUCUUAAAUGAACAACUGGACCGGGAGGCACUUUGCCAUCUCACAGAACCAUGUAUAUUGCAUUUCCAGGUAUUAUUUGAAAAUCCUUUACAGUUUUUUCGGGCUGAGCUUUGGGUCAAUGACAUAAAUGAUCAUACCCCUGCAUUCCUAGACAAACAUAUACUUCUGAAAAUCUCAGAAGGUACUGCUCCAGGAGCCUCAUUUCCAAUGGACAGUGCCCAGGACUUGGAUGUAGGAAAGAAUGGUGUCCAAAACUACACAUUAAGCCCCAAUCCUUAUUUCCAUCUUAAAUUACAAGACAGUGAUGAUGGAAGAAAAUACCCAGAGCUGUUCCUGGACCAAUCUCUGGAUCGAGAAAAGGAAUCUGAGUUUACAUUAAUUGUAACAGCUUUGGAUGGCGGGUCCCCGCCCAGGUCUGGAACUACACUUGUUCGUAUUUUGGUCUUCGAUAUCAAUGACAAUGCUCCAGAGUUUGAGAGGUCUGUCUAUGAGGUUCAGGUACCAGAAAACAGCCCUCUGGACUCCUUGGUCGUUAGGGUGUCUGCUACAGAUUUGGAUGCGGGAAUAUAUGGAGAACUAUCAUACUCAUUUUCCCAUGUCUCCAGAGACAUACGGAAAACAUUUGAAAUCCAUCCAAUUUCUGGUGAAAUCCGCUUAAAAGCGCUUCUGGAUUUUGAAUUAAUUCAGUCAUUUACAAUAAAUAUUCAGGCAACAGAUGGUGGUGGCCUUUCAGGAAAAUCAGCAGUUUUAGUUCAGGUUGUGGAUGUGAAUGACAACCCACCAGAAAUAGUCAUGACAUCUCUUACCAGCCCCAUACCAGAAAAUUCGUCGCCUGAGAUGGUGGUCGCUAUUUUCAGUGUAAGAGACCAAGAUUCUGGGGACAACGGGAGGAUGGUGUGCUCAAUUGAGGACGAUCUCCCCUUUCUCCUGAAGCCUACCUUCAAGAAUUUCUACACUCUGGUAGCAGGACUCCCACUGGACAGAGAAAGCCAGGCCGAGUACAACAUCACCAUCACCGUCACCGACUUG